Cryptomeria japonica (Japanese cedar) is the source of this 1453-nucleotide messenger RNA. Its product is annotated as cysteine-rich repeat secretory protein 55. The transcript is spliced from 4 exons. NCBI's taxonomy places the organism in Eukaryota, Viridiplantae, Streptophyta, Pinopsida, Cupressales, Cupressaceae. The record is from RefSeq and is a predicted model, not a curated record. The coding region runs from base 163 to 1194 and encodes 343 amino acids.
AAGCGUCUACUGACCCAGGACUUUUGGUCGAGUGAAGGAAAACCACAGGCGCCUUCGCAAAUCGACCCUAAGACAAAAAAUAAAAUUUAUGAUCUUGCUGUGUUGAGGCCUCGCAGAUUAAAUUCCAAUGUAAUUGUAGGAGUAAUCCUAAUUAAGAAGAAGAUGAGCCGUGAUUCCAUUCUUAUUUUGAUAUUUCUAUUGAGUUCUUGUUGGGUUAUUUGUGAGUGCCGAUGGUCUAACUGCAACAAUGAAACAACUUAUUCUUAUGGCGACACGUAUUCCAGAAACCUGAACCAAGUUAUCAAUGAUCUGUAUCCCAACACAUCUGAUAUUCCAGAGUUUAGUACCUCUUCACAUGACGAUUAUCCCAACACUGUCUAUGGCCUCUUACAGUGUGUCGGGAAUAUAUCAGCAGAAAAGUGUUCCGAUUGUUGGAAGAAUGCAAAUAUAACCGUUAGUGAACACUGCGGCAAUGCCAAAGGUGGGCGAGUAUGGAUGGAUGACUGUUUCUUGCGUUAUGACAACGAUGAUUUCUUUUCGGAUCUAGAUAUCGCUGUGAUUUCCUUUCCCAAUGAAAGUCGUAUCACUAGCAAUUUAGAGGCUUACAAGGACACAGUAACUAGGCUUCUGAAGAGCGUGUCUGAGAAAGCCUACGAGCCUGCAAAUAAGGGCUUCGCUAUGGGAUCGGCUAACUACACCAGCACCGGAGAAGUCUACGGUCUAGUCCAGUGUUGGAGAACUAUGGAGAGCGAUGAUUGCAAGAAGUGCUUCUUGUAUGCGAGGCAACAAGCACAAAGUUGUUGCUCAAACCGAAAAGGAGCUCAAGUUCUGUCCACAAGCUGCAAGAUAAGAUAUGAGAUAUACCCCUUUUUCGGCUCUGCAGAGUCGAUGUUACCUUUGGAAUCAAACAAUCCAACAACUCCUUCACCUCCCACAUCUACCACAGAAUCACAUAGUUCUGGAAAGUCCUCAGUAACGUUGCCUAUAAUAUUGGGGCUCGUGGGGGCCCUGAUUCUGGUGUUCGUUAUUUGCCUGAUUGCAAUGAGAAAACGAAUGGCAUCUGCUAUUUCUGGGAGGCAAUUAACUUUAGUUACCCACAACGAAGAGAGGCGAAGAUAUUCCCCUGAAGCCAGAUUAAUUAUGCAGGAGAAACAUUUUGUGUUCAGUUUAGAAGAACUUGCAGAAUCCACAUAAAAUUUUGAUGAGAAUAAGAAGCUUGGAGUGGGAGGUUUUGGUGCCGUCUACAAGGGAACAACUAGAGACGGAAAGGAAAUAGCUGUGAAAAAACUGUCUGCAAGAUCUACGCAAGGCAAGAAAGAAUUUAUGAACGAAGUGAAGUUGCUGCCCAAUGUUCAGCACCGAAAUCUUGUGAAGCUAUUGGGAUGUUGUGCUGUUGUAGAGAUGUUUGCUUUACAGAAAAUAAGAUAUAUAAUAACAAAAGUGAAAAAUUGGG